This is a messenger RNA of Esox lucius (northern pike), 2594 nucleotides long. RefSeq names its product transmembrane protein with EGF-like and two follistatin-like domains 2a (gene tmeff2a). Gene Ontology annotation, molecular function: protein binding. Bases 705 to 1847 code for a protein of 380 amino acids. The transcript is spliced from 10 exons. NCBI's taxonomy places the organism in Eukaryota, Metazoa, Chordata, Actinopteri, Esociformes, Esocidae. The record is from RefSeq and is a predicted model, not a curated record.
UGAGCAGACACUGACCGUUGCAUGGGUCGGAAGCCACAAAGCCGGUCUCUCUCUCCCUCUCCACAGCAGAUAAUUCCUUCUUCCUCCAAUCAGCGUCCUAUAAUUACCGAGACCCCCCUGCCUCCCUCUCCUUCUCAUCCGACGUCACGUGAUCACCACCAGACUAAACUGCCGUUGGUGCGCGGAACACGGAUUCCAGAGAGAAGAGGACAGCUCAACUGACCGGCUUAUUGCGCGUCUAAACACAACUACGAGGGGAUAGGCUGUCAAGAAAUUUCUGGAUAUUACUAGGUCGUCGCCGUCUCUAAACAGUGGGAUAUAAACAAUAUUUCAGUUUUAUUCCUUUCUUUCUUUUCUAUCUUUCUUUUCUCUCCUCAUCGUUGAGCAUCCUUCCUCUACCUGCCUGCCAGUCCUCUGGUUUACCUGGCUAACUUUCCCUCCGACACCAUCCCACACCCUUCAUCGCCCCCAACCUUAGCACCCGAACCCCCAUCAUAUUUUGCUGCACCACCUCGGAUCGCACGGAACCUGCGUUGGUUAACCUACAGCACUUCAUGGGGCACGCUUUAUUGCACGGAAAAUGUCCCUUUAUUGGUCACUGAGCGCCCCGGAGAAACAGCCAACGUCUGGACCGGAGUUGUGGGUGCUUGUCUGCCUCUUCUGCCCAGCUCAUUUGUGUUGUAGAGGGACGCCGCUGAACUGAGAUGGGUCUGUCUGUAAGGGCCACCGCACUACAGGAGCCCCGACGCCCGCACCAGUGGAGUCUGACAGUGGGAGAUCGGGUCUGGAUCACCGUCGUUUCGUUUCUUGCCACUUUACCUGUAGAGCAACUUUGCGCUUUCCCGUCUUCACUGAGCGACUGUCAGACGCCUACCGGCUGGAACUGCUCGGGUUUUGAUGACCGGGACACAGACCUCUUCAUGUGCGACAUUAAUACUUGCAAGUUUGACGGGGAGUGCCUGAGAAUUGGAGAGACGGUAACGUGCAUCUGUGACUUCAAGUGCAACAAUGAAUAUGUCCCUGUGUGCGGCUCCAACAAUGAGAACUACCAGAAUGAGUGUUACCUACGCAGGGAUGCCUGCAAGCAGCAGUCCGAAGUUCUGGUGGUGUCAGAAGGCUCGUGUCCAGUUGAUGCCGGCUCAGGCUCGGGAGAUGAUGGUGGUGAGGGAUCGGCAGAGACUGGGCAGAAGGAGACGUCUACCUGUGACAUCUGCCAGUUUGGGGCGGAGUGCGACGUGGACGCGGAGGACGUAUGGUGCGUGUGUAACAUCGACUGCUCCCACAUUAGCUUCAACCCGGUUUGCGCCUCGGACGGGCGUUCCUAUGACAACCCCUGCCAGGUUAAGGAGGCGUCCUGUCAAAAGCAGGAAAGGAUUGAAGUGAAAUACCUGGGCCACUGCCAAGGUGACAUUGUUACCGGGACCAAAGCCGGGGACGGACACUAUGCCAGGAAAGACUAUUCAGAAGAGAAGCCAGACCUGAGAGGAGAAGUGGCCAUAGGCUUGUACAUCCCUUGUCCCGAGCACUACAAAAACUAUUGUGUUCACGGAGAGUGUGAAUACCCCAGCAUACUGUCCGUACCAUCCUGCAGCUGUCACUCAGGCUUCAGCGGACCCCAGUGCGAGACCAAGGAGUACAAUGUUCUCUACGUCGUCCCCGGCUCAGGCAAGCUGCGAUACGUCCUUAUCGCCUCCAUCAUCGGAGCUCUGCAGGUGGCCAUCAUCUGUGUUGUAGUACUCUGUAUUACCAGGAAGUGCCCGCGGAGCAAUAGGGUCAACCGGCAGAAGCAAAACACCACCCACUACAGCUCGGAGAACACCAUGCGCGCCUCCACCCGUCUCAUCUGACUGGGCCGCCCCACGACACAGGAAAACCUAUGGUCAACUCCGCUCCAGAUUCAAGUUGCCACACAGACACAGAUCUAGGAUCAGCUUUGCCCUUUCCUCCCAUUCCAAGCCGAAUAAACUAUAAAGGAUGGUGGGAGAGGAACAAAACACCCAACUGACCUUAGAUCAGCAUCUGGGAGCAACUUCAUCCUGGUCCACUGGAAAGCAGUGGAGAAGGCCGCACAAUUACAUCAUUAUCAUAAUCGCCUCCCCCAACCCUUUCCCCCACCUUUCCACUCCUCAAGCCAGAUGAUGACUAAUUGAACAUUGAGGUUUGGGAGUGAGGAAACAGUGGCGGCAGGUAGGGGAUGUAUUGGGGGAGGCCUAUAGAAGGUGGUUAGCUGAUGUUCGUGGGGCAUGUUGGUUGUUUUUAGGGGGAGAACCAAUGGGAGCGGGAGGGGGGCUACACGUGAUGCCUUGCACCUGUGGUAUAGGUCACCGAAGAGAACACUAGGUUCUCAAGUACAGCUCUAUUUGAUUAUGUAUUACUUGGUCUAUUUCCAAUAGUUAUUACAUUGUCUUGGUGGGGUCGUUUUUUCUGUAAUGUAAAUAAAUAAUUUAUAUCACAAAAAGGAAAAGUUGGAUCAUCUUUAAAAUAUUGCUGUCGGGUGUCACUUCUCUCAUUUGCGAGUUAGAUAAUGUCACUCACCAGCGGAAACAUAAACAGCAACAGGAAAAGAGGAAAAUGGCAGAGUGAGUUUGGCUGAG